UAUCCCUCCUCCUCCUUCUCUUCUCACUUAUCCUCUCUCGCUCUCUACUCCACGCCACCAAUGGAGUGCGAAGCUGCUUUCAAAACCAGUUCUCGCAUGGACGCUGGCCUCAAAUUCAGCCCCCGUGCGUUUCUCGAGGAGUUGUCCGCCUCCAAUGUGCAGAAUCUCACCCCUUCCGAUCAGUUCUUUGUGGACGGCCUUCUUGACUUCUCCCACCACGACGCCCUCCCCGAGCAGCCGGACCAGCCACAACAACCCCUCCAUGAUUCUCUUCCUGUUUCUCCUCGCCUGCUCAACAAAACUCCUAAAACUUCUUCCGUCACGGACGAUUUCGCCUCUGCCCAACUCAUCCUUCCGGCGGAUGAAGAAGCAGACUUGGAGUGGCUCUCUCAUUUCGUCGAGGAUUCCUUCUUCGAAUACUCCGCUCCGUACCCUGCCGGAACAUUGCCGGGAAUUCCGAAGACCGAGACAGAGAAAGUACUUGAAUUUGAAACCCCUGUUGCGGCCUCGCCCUGUUUCCCGACCCCAGUUCCUGCCAAGGCCAGAAGCAAACGAACACGAACCGGAUUGCGGGUUUGGUCACUGGGCUUUCCUCCUAUCACCGAGUCGUCAUCCUCAACUUCUUCGUCAUCCUCCUCUUCUUCGUCUCCUUUGCUAAUUUAUAAUAACAGUGUCUCUAAUCCGCAGCUCAUCGGCUUCGAAGCAAAGUCACCGAGCGUGAACAAACUAAAAAGGAGGACGGCUGAUGAGGCGGCUGAGGGAGUGGCCGCUUCGACACCGCGGAAGUGCAGUCACUGCGGCGUGCAGAAGACCCCACAGUGGCGGACCGGACCGCUCGGAGCAAAAACGCUAUGUAACGCGUGUGGGGUACGAUAUAAAUCCGGCCGACUCUUGCCUGAAUACAGACCCGCUUGUAGCCCGACAUUCUCGAGCGAAUUACACUCGAAUCACCACCGGAAAGUGCUGGAGAUGCGGCGGGAGAAGGAGAUGAGCGAGAUGGGGUCGGGUUUGGAGCCUCCGACUGUGGUCCCCAGUUUUUGAUCAGUGGAAAAAAAAUCUAGGUAGGAGAAAAAUAGGCGAGGAAGGAAUAGAAUAAUUAGUUUAGCAGAGAGAAGAGAACCGAGCUGGUGUAAAUUUUUAUAAAUAAUUUUUUUCUUUAAACUUUGUUGAUGUGGUGGGUGCGGUAGGUGUUAGUCCUUUGUAACUGACUGAAAAGACUUGCACUUUUUUUUUCCCCCCCGGUGAACUGCACUCUUUUUAACUUAGAGGAGGAGCAGAGUGUUUUUUCUUUGUUUUUUGUUUUAGAUGGAAUAGAAUAAGUAUGUCGUGGUUUUCAAAGACGGAGGGGGUCCUGGAAAUGGGAGGUGGGAAUUACCGAAUUAGGGCUGGGAAAGCAUGGACUUGUUAUUAAACUAAGAAGGGGGGUGGAUUUAUAUCACCAAAAAACAAAAAAGGGUGAAGUGGUUGAAACUUGAGAAGCGUCGUGUGGCGUGGCCACAUAGAAUUUGUACUAAUGGAUUCCUUUUCUCGUUUCCAAACUCGUCAAUCUCUGUACUUAUCACUGGUUGUUUUUGGAUGGAGAUGUUCAUGAAUUUAAAAUUGCUUAUGCAUGGACGUUUCCAAGUCGCAUGAGCUAAAAAUUGGAAGCCUGAGCCUGCCCUUUCCGCGCUUCCAUAGCUUGGACACCUUUCACUUUUUUAGUGUUUUUUAACCAAAUAAAAAACGUUUUAAAUUAGUUUGUAUUUGA
This is a messenger RNA of Neltuma alba, 1747 nucleotides long. RefSeq names its product GATA transcription factor 5. Bases 61 to 1041 code for a protein of 326 amino acids. The transcript has 2 exons. Gene Ontology annotation, biological process: cell differentiation; positive regulation of DNA-templated transcription. The record is from RefSeq and is a predicted model, not a curated record. Gene Ontology annotation, molecular function: sequence-specific DNA binding; zinc ion binding. Gene Ontology annotation, cellular component: nucleus. NCBI's taxonomy places the organism in Eukaryota, Viridiplantae, Streptophyta, Magnoliopsida, Fabales, Fabaceae.